Messenger RNA from Talaromyces proteolyticus, 1965 nucleotides. RefSeq lists its product as uncharacterized. Gene Ontology annotation, molecular function: DNA-binding transcription factor activity, RNA polymerase II-specific; DNA binding; zinc ion binding. Gene Ontology annotation, cellular component: nucleus. The transcript is spliced from 3 exons. Gene Ontology annotation, biological process: regulation of DNA-templated transcription; DNA-templated transcription. Bases 1 to 1965 code for a protein of 654 amino acids. NCBI's taxonomy places the organism in Eukaryota, Fungi, Ascomycota, Eurotiomycetes, Eurotiales, Trichocomaceae. The record is from RefSeq and is a predicted model, not a curated record.
AUGGAGGGUCCCGACUCAUCUCCUGGGCGAGCCACCGCUUCAUGCGAGCGGUGCAAGCAGCGGAAAAGUCGAUGCGAUCGAAAGCAGCCUGCCUGCCAAAGGUGUAGAAAAUUAAGCGUUAGUUGCGAGUAUCCGAGUCGCAAGAAACCAGGCUUUCCCGCCGGACACCGACUGCAGCUCGAAGAGAAGAUCAAGAAGCUCGAGGAGGAACUCCGUACCCUCCGGAAUGACGGCUGCGGGGUCAGAAGUGAAAUUCAGUCAUCCUUCCCCAGUUUUCCAACCCAUGGCCCCGAUACCGCGGAUACUGAUUCCUGGACUACCUCCGCGCCAAUUUAUGCCGACCAUCGGUCUGAAGCGUUGCCAGAUGGUGAAACCCCUGACGCGACGUCCGAGAGAACGAGACAAAUCCAAGAGAAGCAACCUCCUACCGACUUGGUUGUGUCCCUGAGCUCCCUUUUUUUCCGCCAUAUCCACCCUUGGUUUCCAUUUCUGGAUAUCCGCCGCCUUUGCCUAGAGAUGGGAAAUAUCGAUGAACCCUCACUGCUACACUAUGCACUUUUCGGCGUCUCCCUGCCCUAUUCCUUUGAUUCGCGCCUGGAUCGAAAGUCGAGCGACUCAUUUUGGAAGUACUGUAAGAGGCGAAUAGCCUUAGAGGUCCUGGAAGAACCAUCCUAUAGUUCCCUGGAAGCGUUGACAAUCUUGGUCCUAGAUUUAUCAGGGAUGACUAAUGGUCCCCAGGUCUGGGGAGCAUUGGCCAUCGCCACCAAACUCGUGCAGCAACUGCAGAACGUCGGAGGCCGGGUUUGGAGAACAUCGGCCACUGACAGUAGCGGAGAGCUGAUUGCCAAAGUGGAUAGUAUUUACCAACAGAGGCUGUUUUGGGCGAUCUAUAGCUUGGAUUGUUACAUCACUAUCACGACUGGGCGCUCAUCGGACUUAACGGAUGAUCGUAUCAAGCACUUCGUUGCCGCAAAACCACUAGUGUGGCAGAAGCACUCUACGUCCAUGGAGACACUAGAUAAGAUCGUUUUAUCACCGGUAUAUGUGUCUUGUUAUCAAUUAGAGCUGCUUGAUCUAUCGAGGAGGCUGCACAACGUGCACAUCAUGUAUGCUGCACUAGGAGACGAUGAGGAGUCACUGUUCCCCUGGCUUGAACAAUUUCGGAAAUGUUCUACGGAGCUUGCCGAGUGGGCUUGUACCCUCCCGUCUUGUCUUCAUCUUCAAAAUUUAAAGGACCCGAGGAGGCAGGUGGUCAUGGGUGCUGUAGCGUCCAUUACUAUGCUCCAUGCAUACUACCAUGCUCUCGUAAUUCACGCACAUGGUUUGCUAGCUUUCCCGGCGUACGAGGUGUUUCAAUCAGCGCCCUUUGAAGAUACUCGCGAAGAGAGUCAAAGCAGGUGCCUUCAUAGCAUUAGUAUUAUAAUCGAGAUCGUGUCAGGAUCAGCCGUUAAGCUUGGUGAUAAGCUUGGCUGGCCUUUUACCUGGUCCAUCUGGGUGGCCGCUCGAUACCUGCUCAUCCAAGAGUCACGUGGAGGAAACCUGCAGCGAGAGAAACUCACCAUUAUACUGGACUUUUUACGUCAAGCGGGGAGUUAUUGGCAGAUUAGCAGUAAGUAUUACAGACUGCUUCGACUCGGUACUAGCGAACUUCAAACAGGGAUGAUGCCCGGUCAGCGAAGGGGACAAAGUAUCCUCCAGUUUCUGACAGAUGUUCGUAUUUCGACAUCUGAUCUGGAGGAUCAAUUUCGGGUCGAUCCAAUACUUCAAAAUGGAACACUCACUCAAAAACAUGCUGUGUCGAUUGGAGAAGACGAACAGGAAUACAGCCAAGUAUCAAGAUUCCAAGACCUUCAAGGAGAUUCUUCUAAUGGUAACUAUCUUAAUCUAUUAUACCAGGCAUCUGACAACUGGUUUCAUGUUCCACUAUAUGCAUCCUCGGCAUACCAGCAGCAUUUGUCUUACUAA